UGGUGACAGAUGUCAUUUGAAAAGCUGCAAAAACUGCUAGAUUUGCCCUUUUUUCCCCCAAUCUGGUUGCUCUUGUACAACAGUUUGAACGUUGUUUCAAGUGAAGGUUCACUUGAAAUUUGGUUUGGUAAUCCGCCACGACGAGGACGACGACAAUGUGCUCCGGGGGGCUUGCCAAGUGUCUGGGGAUCACGCUGCUACCCCUGGCAAUUGUGUGUGUGCUGUGCAACAUCCUUCUCUUCUUCCCUGGUGGAAAGAUUGUAGAAAGGGAGCACAUCACUGAAGAGGUAUGGUACUUUGGAGGAAUUUUUGGCUCCGGCAUUUUGAUGAUUUUCCCAGCCCUGGUCUUCCUCGGUCUGAAGAACAAGGACUGCUGCGGUUGCUGUGGCAAUGAAAGUUGCGGGAGGAGGUUUGCGAUGUUGAGUUCCAUCCUGUUUGCGGCCGUCGGUGUCGUAGGAGCCGCUUACUCGGUCAUCGUUUCGGCCGUGGCCGUAAACCGCGGACCCCAAUGUCUGGCUCUACUCAACAGCACGCGAGCGUGGACGUAUCCCUUCAGCGACGGUGAUUAUCUGAGCAACUCAAGCAUGUGGUCAACCUGUUUGGAGCCAGUUGGUGUGGUGUCAUGGCAUCUGUGGCUGUUCUGUGUUCUGCUGCUCAUGGCUUUAAUCCAGAUGGCCCUGUGUGCCGUGCAGGUGAUAAACGGGCUUGGAGCCCUGUGCGGGGACUGCUGUGGAUGCUGUGCUGGGGUAAAUCCCUUGUAAUAUAGUACACUGGAG
Syngnathus acus (greater pipefish) is the source of this 776-nucleotide messenger RNA. Its product is annotated as transmembrane 4 L6 family member 4-like. Lineage: Eukaryota; Metazoa; Chordata; Actinopteri; Syngnathiformes; Syngnathidae. Gene Ontology annotation, cellular component: membrane. The record is from RefSeq and is a predicted model, not a curated record.